Brassica rapa (field mustard) is the source of this 805-nucleotide messenger RNA. Its product is annotated as protein NOI4. The record is from RefSeq and is a predicted model, not a curated record. Lineage: Eukaryota; Viridiplantae; Streptophyta; Magnoliopsida; Brassicales; Brassicaceae. Gene Ontology annotation, cellular component: plasma membrane.
AGAAGAAGGAAACAAAAGUAUAGAAAGAAAGAAAAAAAUCUGAAAAAAAUCAGAAAGAGAGAAAGAGGAAAAAGAAAAGUCUUUCUCUUUUUUUUUCUUCUUCUCCCAGAUUCUCUCUCUCCUCCUGCGAUCGUAUUUUCUCUCACUUUCAUUGGUUUUCUCGGCGGCUCCAUCUCCUCUUUUUUUUUUCUCAGAAUCGUUCGGUUCCAUCUUUCUUGGGAUAAAUCUUCCUCCUCUCUGCAGACGCCAUGUCGGACAAAGGUCGUCCCUUGCCGAAGUUUGGAGAAUGGGAUGUGAACGAUCCAGCAUCAGCUGAAGGCUUCACAGUGAUAUUCAACAAAGCUAGGGAUGAGAAAAAGACAGGUGGCAAACCCGGAUCACCCGGUAAAUCCACUGAAGGUCAUGCUAAGUCCGGAGGAGGAGGAGGAGGAGGAGAUCCUAGUAAACCUCAGCCUAAAAAAUGGCUCUGCUGCAUGCAAUCUCCUGCUGUGGACUCUUGAUUGGCACAAAGAUGGAUUUGUUUGCUGCGCGUAAAAAAAGAGAGUCACGUUGCUUAGACAUAUAAAGCAAUGUUCUUUUUUAUGUUUUAUUGUCUUUCUUGAAGUACCCACAACAACAACAACAAAAAAAGUUUCUAAGAUGAGUUUGGAGCCACCCCUUUAGUAUCACGAUUAUGAUUCCUUCUUCUUCUUCUUUGAAGUUGUUUGUUCUUCUAUAUAAAAUGUUGUAAAAUCGUGUUGUCACUUUUAUUGGAAAACCAGAAAGGAAAAGAAAAGAAAACAUAGUAAAAUUGUGUAUGUAAUGA